UAUUAUGAUCUCUCGUAGGAAUCAACGUUACUUUGCCUUUCAUCACAAAAUUUACCUAUUUACCCCAAGGGCCUUUUGGUGUAUUUUGCCAUAUUGUUUGUUUGUAUUUAUUUUUGUGAAAACUGAAGUGCUAUUUGUUUUAACUUAAAGUACAAUGAUUCAAAUGACCAUUUUAAAUGAGCACACAAACACACAACAUGUCUGUAUCCAAAGAAGAUGAUUCUGGACUGUCCCAUCUUACUCACAGUGAACUUCUCCGUGAAAGAGAAAUCUCUGUAAAGGCUUUCGGCAACACCAUAGUGACAGCUCUUUAGUUAAUGUCUGUGAAAUCACAUGUUUAAAGCAUUAUUUUCCACAAUCAGUUUAUUUAAGGCAACAGUAAAUAAAUAAACAAAGCAACAAAAAAAAACUUUCCCCCUCUUAACACAAUGGAACAUUCCAAACAUUUUGAACAUUAAGAUGUAAAUAUAAUCAGGAAAUUGCAUCAUUUUCUCAUAUUAUAUAUUGAUUUGCACAAAAAAAAACUGAGGUUAGCUGCAUGAGGAGGAUUAAUAAUGCGGUCAUGCAACCGUUUUCAAUUGGUCACUCAGAUUCUUAUACUUGCCCAUCAUUCUUGCUUCUUGCUCAUCUUUCCAGCACAUCAACUUUAAGAAUUGAAGUGUGUGUGUGUAGGUGUCUGUGUGUGAAAUGUUCUCUCUUGUUUAUUGUUUUGCCACCUGCCACCUUUCGGGAAAACCUAUAUGUGUCAGCUGCAAAAAACUUGAGCAAUUUUUACACAGAAACUGCAGCAACUGAGAGUCAUUCACAUGUCUAAUCUAAUGGAGAGUGCUGCAAAUGCAAUCACUGCUAGUACUUUCCACAGUGCCAUAAACAAUGUUUCUUACACCCCAAUGGGCUACAACUGAGAAACAGAAUAAAAAUGAGCAAAAUGGCAUUGCAUUAAAGGUCACAGUAAAAAAAGAAGUGUGACAUUCCCAGGUAAAACCUUCUAGUGUUUAUAAUAACACACUCCAAUAGUAUAAGCAACAUACUUUCUCUGUCAAACAGCGCUUUAUGUUCUGCAGAUCCCCGAAACAGAGUCCUACCCUUUAUGAAUGCUUGAUUUGUUUGGAGUUCUCUGAGAAUUAGGGCUGUAAAUACAGUUCAGAGAUACAAGCAGUUGAUUUUGGGUCCUCACACCAAUAGGCCAUACUGCACACUGAUGUACUGUACUCAGGUGAAACCAGUUUCUUUCUGAUUGAGCACUGUGUCACCAUCUAAACAAAAGGUCCUUCUGCAGUAUGGCAGCACUUCAAGCCAGUGUUUAAUAAUAUGUAUAAAUACAAAAAAAAGUCACCACUGCAAAGGUGCCCCUGAUGGGGUGGGAGGAUUACUGAAGAGGGCAUUACUACCAUCAGCCAUGGUGCUGAUAUUCCAUAUGCUGGUGCAUUGUUUAUGAUCACACUGACACAGUUGUAAAGUUCUUGCGAGGAUAAAGUGAUUGAGAGGGCUGUUGAAGAAAUGCCAGAACACACCCCUGUUGUUCCUGCUGCUCCACCCACCAUGCGUUUGCAGCAGCCAGUGAUUCUUGUACCUGGCCAGGUUAAGGCAAUUGUGAGUGUUUCAACACACAGCCUUUCUCUUUUGACCACUGCACUGCCUGCCUGGUAAAGUGAGGAUGUAAUGAUAAAGUGGUCCACCCUGCUAUGUGAUGGUACUCUGAAAUCCAUGAAACGAUUGGUGCCCAUUUGAAGAUGAAACUCUGAUUGUUCCUCUUGACAUAUGGAGAGGUGGUGAAAACUUACAAUACAUGAAAAACAGGAAGUAUCAUUGUGUUUAUUCUUUACUGGAAAUGACAUCAUAUAUUCUAAAGCCUCUCAGAUCACAAAGAUAAAAUGGCAGACGAGCUCUAAGCCAGCUUCAGCAAAUCUAUGUGCUGUUCACCAAAGAGAGAACUGCAGCAAGAUCCUGCAGACUGCAGUGGAAAGCACGAUGCCUCAGAGCAGGGUAUCUCUUUUCGCAGUUAUAUGAACGGUGGAAUGUCCAGCCUCGUCUGCACCGUCAUCACUUUCCCCGUGUACAAAACUGUGUUUCGGCAGCAGUUGCACAGCAUGCUGAUCCGUGAGGCUGUGGUGCAGCUAUAUAAGGAAGGGCUGCUGAAACUUUAUCGAGGAGUAGUGCCACCCUUGCUGAUGAAGACUCUUCAGGGAACCAUCCUCUUUGGCCUCCAGAACACCCUCCUGCAGCAGUUAUCCCCCUGGGCUGAAUCAUAUGUUCCCCGAGCGACGCAUCCUGCCCUGGCUGGGCUUGGGACAGGGGUAGUAGAGAGUUUGUUUUUUACCCCCUUUGAACGUGUACAGAGUAUUCUACAAAACAGUAGCAACGACCGCAGCCUUCCUACUAUUAGCAAAAUUGUGGGUCGGAUGAGGUCAGAAACUUUAGUGAAUGGGUGGUACAGAGCGUUUUUACCCACUCUUACUCGCAACGCAUUAGGAAGCAGUCUUUACUUUGGCCUGAAAGAUCCAUUGUCCAGAGUGUUACGCGAGCAAGAUUGUCCCCCCAUUGCAUCAUCUUUUGUGUCAGGGAUGAUCAGCUCUAUGAUGAUUAGCAUGCCCUUGUAUCCACUAUCAGUAUUGGUGGCCAACAUGCAGGCCCAGGUCGGGGGAGACAACCUGGGGGUGAGGGCUAGCUGGAAUCAGCUGUGGCAGAAACGACAGCGAAGUCUGGUAUUGCUGUACCGUGGAGGAUCGCUGGUCAUCUUGCGCUCCUGCAUCUCCUGGGGCAUCACCACUGCCAUUUACGACCAGCUAACAAAACACUCAGACUGAGAGACACUAUUGGCACUACUCUUCUGGAAGGUGGUUAUAUUGAAUCUGUGAAAACAUGUAUUCAACCAGUACAUCCAUCUCAGGCAACUUUUUCUCAUGUUUCUAUUCAAUGUGUCAUCACUAACAAUUUUGCUCUUAAAUCAGUAAAAUUGUUAGCAUAGAAUUUUCAAAUACAAAAAAAAUGUGUUAACUAGCAUGCAUACUGAUGGCACAAGGGCAUUCAGAUAAUUCACUUUUUUUGUUUUGUUUUUAUUAAUUUACUUUUACUCUAUAAUCUGGGUAACACUUGAGUUGCACCUUCAAAGUGAUCUUGCCAGUCAAUAACCACAAUCAUUUAAAAUGGCUAAGAAAAAACUUUUCUUCAUCACAUGAUCCUUGGGAAAUUUGGAUGAUGCAACUUCCUGUUUAACAUGUAACUUAUAAUGGAUUAUAUGGUGUUAAAUGGAUUCACACAUUAUGCAUUACAUUAUUUUAAUGAUGUGUGGUUAAGUGGGACAGGCAAUAGUGCUGUUUUCUAAAACUCUGUAAAGAGAUUUUUAAUUAAUGUUUGAAUUAAUUUAUCCGAAACAUUCACAUAGCUGUUGUAAAUAACACUACUGGUUUUUAAAAUGUUUUUAAUGUUUUCAACUUUGGUUUACAUAGAUAUUUGGAAAUUAUUUUUAUCAGUCGGACCUAAUGUAUUUAUCCUAUCACUGACGAUAUCUUGAGUAACUUGAGUGAGUUAACAAAGUCUUGUUAACUGUAUUGUUUAGCCACCAAAUUUCAGCCUUAACAUGCUCACGUGUUAUUGAUCUUACAAGGUGAAGUAAAUGGAUAAAAUGGUGCCUAAAAACGCAAUCAGUCUUUUUGUGUACAGUAUUUCAUGUGGAUUACAUAAUUCAAUAAUCACCUGUAGGUAUUAAUCUCAGGGUAACAAGGUAUUGUCAUAUCAAGUCAAGAAGCUUUUAUUGUCAUUUCAACCAUAUAUAGCUGACUCAGUAAACAGUGAAAUGAAACAUUUCUCCAGGACCCUUUUGGACCUUCAGGACUAUUAUCGUUGUCUUAUUCGCUUUGCACUGCAUCAGCUAUGUAUGGUUGAAAUGACAAAAGCUUGACUUAAAUUGACAUUAAACUUUACUUAGUUGUAGCAGAUACUCACAUGCCAUUAAUGGAUUUGUGAAUGUAAACUCGUAUAUAAAAUCAGAAUAAACUAUUAUCUGCCUUGGCUUUGCACAGAAGUGGAUCACCAUUCUUUUUGAACGAAUGAGGACCCACCUAAUGCUCAGCUGACUGGAUUUCAGUUGCUCACUUCUAAAUCUUGCUCAAAUAAAAUAUAAAAAUGUAUUUUUGUGGUGCAGCUUCAUCUCACCUACAUGAGAUGACCUGUUACUAUUGAGUAUUUCACAUAUACAUUGAGGAAUAUGAGAAUAUUUGCCUCACGCUUCCAGGGUUGGGGGUCCCACCUCCAUCCCAUGUGUAUGGAAUUUGCAUGUUUUGCCAGUGCUUCAGGGUUUCAUCACUCCUGAGUCACUUGGGAUAAGCUCCAGGAUCCCCACAACCCCGUGUAGAAUAAGCAGUACAGAAAAUGGAUACACUUAGUGACAUCCGGUAUUUCUGGCUUAAUUUGGUGCCCUCCUGUGGUAUUUGUGGGCCAUCUAAAACACCUGUCUGAAAUUCUUAGUGACUGAUUUUGUUUAUUUAUUUUCUACUAUGUACCUCUUUUUUUAUUUGUUUAAAAAAACAUAUACACCAAUCAGGCAUAAGAUACUGAGCACUGAGAGGUGAAGUGAAUAACACUGAUUAUCUCCUCAUCAUGCCACCUGUUAGUGGGUGGGAUAUAUUAGGCAGCAAGUGAACAUUUUGUCCUCAAAGUUGAUGUGUUAGAAGCAGGGAAAAUGGCAAGCAUAAGGAUUUGAGUGAGUUUGACAAGGGCCAAAUUGUGAUGGCUAGAUGACUGGACCAGAGCAUCUCCAAAACUGCAGCUCUUGUGGGGUGUUCCCGGUCUGCAGUGGUCAGUAUCUAUCAAAAGUGGUCCAAAGAAGGAACAGUGGUGAACCGGUGACAGGGUCAUGGGCGGCCAAGGCUCAUUGAUGCACUUGGGGAGCGAAAGCUGGCCCGUGUGAUCCGGUCCAACAGAUGAGCCACUGUUGCUGAAAUUGCUGAAGAAGUUAAUGCUGGUUCUGAUAGAAAGGUGUCAGAAUACGCAGUGCAUGACGGGUCAGUAUUUUGGUAGGAAAAGGGGCACUAAUAUAAUAUUAGGCAGGUGGUCACAAUGUUAUGCCUGAUCGGUUGUAUCAUAUAUACAUACGUGUGUGUGGUGCAAUUGCUUCAGUUGUUAUACUGUAUUUAAUUUUUUUUCUCCUUUAAAAGUUUCAGACUUUGCAGCACUAACUGUGUAACAGCAAGGUUCAACCAAGUGCUUAUAAUAAACAUUAAGCCGACAGGCUGUGAAAUAAAUGAUCCAG
Hemibagrus wyckioides is the source of this 5251-nucleotide messenger RNA. RefSeq names its product solute carrier family 25 member 53-like. The record is from RefSeq and is a predicted model, not a curated record. Lineage: Eukaryota; Metazoa; Chordata; Actinopteri; Siluriformes; Bagridae. The transcript has 2 exons. Bases 1911 to 2807 code for a protein of 298 amino acids.